Messenger RNA from Pundamilia nyererei, 1552 nucleotides. It is a transcript of the gene ccnq, whose product is annotated as cyclin Q. The coding region runs from base 116 to 880 and encodes 254 amino acids. Lineage: Eukaryota; Metazoa; Chordata; Actinopteri; Cichliformes; Cichlidae. The record is from RefSeq and is a predicted model, not a curated record. Gene Ontology annotation, biological process: regulation of transcription by RNA polymerase II. The transcript is spliced from 6 exons. Gene Ontology annotation, molecular function: cyclin-dependent protein serine/threonine kinase regulator activity.
AUUACUAGCGGCAACUAAGAAGACAAGUUGAUUAAGAUAUGUAACUAACAAGCAGAUCUUAUGUUUGUUUUUCAAAAAGUAGGAAUAAAUAUAUCACGUAGAAUUUGCACUUUGGAUGGACAUGCAGGGACCAUCUGCUUACUCGACCGCAUCUCUGCGCGUUGCUGGAAGGAGAGACUCUGGUGGGGAUAUAGCGGCUGACCCGAGCCUUGACACGAAACACUUUCGCGUUUGUCGUUUCAUCAUGGAGACAGGAGUGAAACUCUGCAUGCGCUCGGUGCCCGUGGCUACAGCAUGUGUGCUCUAUCAUCGUUUCUUUGAGAGGGUCAGUAUCCAUGCCUAUGAACCCUACCUAGUGGCCAUGAGCUGUGUGUACCUGGCUGGUAAAGUGGAGGAGCAGCACAUCAGGACCCGUGAUAUCAUCAAUGUAAGCCACAGGUAUUUCAACAGUGGCAGUACUCCUUUAGAAUGUGACAAGGAGUUCUGGGACCUGAGGGACAGCGUGGUGCAGUGUGAGCUCCUCAUCCUCCGACAGCUCAACUUCCAAGUCUCCUUCGAACACCCUCACAAGUAUUUGCUCCACUACCUGCUGUCUGUCAAGUCACUUGUGAACCGCCAUGCUUGGUCUCGAACUCCUGUAGCUGAAACUUCCUGGGCGCUGCUUAGAGACUGUUACCAUGGAGCCAUGGUCAUCUGCCACAGACCCCAACACAUCGCCAUAGCAAUGCUGUACCUGGCUCUAAACAGCUAUGGAGUGGAACUGCCUGCUGGGGAGAGAGAGUGGUGGCAGGUGCUGUGUGACGACGUGAUGAAAGCAGAUAUCGACGCUGUGAUCGCAGACCUUCUUCAGCUCUAUGAUAUGGAGGCCAAGUGUAUCUGAACAACACACCUACAAGACCAUCACGUCUCUGUUUUGCCACUUGACUGUGCAGUACAAAGCUGAAUGUGUGUUAUGGUGCACAUUGUAGUGUAAAACUGUACUUAUAUAGUGCUCUGCUACAACUGAGCACUCAAAGUGCUUGAGUUCAGGUGUGUCUAAGGUAGAAGAGCACUUUGUGUCUUUGCCCCAGUUAUUCUGUGAGUUAACAAAAACAUGCCUGCACUACUGAUUUCUUCCAGUGUGGGGAGACAUUUCUUUCAUUUCUGAUCUGUUAUUUGUCGGCCUUGCACUGCAUAAUACAUCCUGAGCGCUUCAAAAACAUGCUGACUCUCAGUACCACCGAUCUCUUCAUAUUCCACACAUCACACAUUUUUACUACAAAUGCUAGUAGAUCUUUCUGGACUAGGGUAGUACAGCACAGUUUUUUUGUUUGUUUGUUUUUUCUUUGAGAUUAUAGGCUUGAUUAGUACCUUGCAGAAUAAACCUGCAUAUUUUCAAGGACAAUGGAUGCUACAUACUGGAUACCAUAAAUAUCUUGUAUUUUUACGAUGCAUAGUAUUCACAUACAAAUGCAUUGGUUGGAUGAAGUAUUAUAGAGGAAUAUCUGUAAUUUCCAUUAAUCCAUUCAUUUUUAUUAACUACUUGUUCAGUUCAGGGUCACAGGAGGCCUGG